Messenger RNA from Cebus imitator (Panamanian white-faced capuchin), 516 nucleotides. RefSeq names its product otospiralin (gene OTOS). NCBI's taxonomy places the organism in Eukaryota, Metazoa, Chordata, Mammalia, Primates, Cebidae. Gene Ontology annotation, biological process: sensory perception of sound. Bases 82 to 369 code for a protein of 95 amino acids. The transcript is spliced from 3 exons. The record is from RefSeq and is a predicted model, not a curated record.
GUCCGCACCGAGGCUGGUGGAGGAAGCCGGUGGUCUUGCCCCUCCUGGGUUCAUCCUACCGCAGGCGGGCCGAGUCGCAGAAUGGGAAGUGCCGGGAAGAUGCGGGCCUGCGUGGUGCCGGGGCUGGCACUCUGCCUGCUGCUGGGGCCUCUCGCAGGGACCAAGCCUGUGCAGGAGGAAGGGGACCCCUAUGCGGAGCUGCCGGCCAUGCCCUACUGGCCUUUCUCUACCUCUGACUUCUGGAACUACGUGCAGCACUUCCAGGCCCUGGGGGCCUACCCCCAGAUCGAGGACAUGGCCCGCACCUUCUUCGCGCACUUCCCCCUGGGGAGCACCCUGGGCUUCCACGUUCCCUAUCAGGAGGACUGACUGGUGUCCAGCCUGGUGCCCGCCCGCCCUGCCAGGCUGCCAUAGGUCGGGCCUCUGCAGGCAUGGAGUCCCGGCAAAGCUCUGGCUCCCGCGGAGUUGGGGGGGGUCAGGCCUGUUCUCAAUAAACUCCGGACUGAAGACGCACAA